AUGCCAACGCCUCCAAACCGGUUGCGCAUCUUUUCUGGCACCUCCAACCCGGCUCUGGCACAGGAAGUUGCGUGCUAUUUGGGGCUGGACCUGAGCAGCAUUAAGAUCAAGCGCUUUGCCGAUGGAGAGAUUUACGUCCAGGUCCAGGAGUCGAUUCGCGGCUGCGACGUGUUCCUGGUGCAGCCCAGCUGCCCGCCGGUGAACGACCACCUGAUGGAGCUGCUGGUCACCAUCGACGCGUGCAAGCGCGCCAGCGCUCGAUCCAUCACAGCCGUCGUGCCCUACUUUGGCUACGCGCGCGCCGACCGCAAAACGCACGGACGCGAGUCCAUUGCCGCCAAGCUCACCGCCAACCUCCUCACCGAGGCCGGGGCCGACCGCGUGCUGGCAAUGGACCUGCACUCGGGGCAGUGCGUGGGCUACUUUGACAUCCCAGUCGACCAUGUCUAUGGGGACUCAGUCCUCCUCGACUACCUCGCUUCCAAGCGCAUCAGCACUGGAGACCUGGUGGUGGUGUCGCCGGAUGUGGGUGGCGUGGCGAGGGCGCGCGCGUUCGCGAAGAAGCUGAACGACGCGCCGCUGGCGAUUGUGGAUAAGCGGCGGAGCGCGCACAAUGUGAGCGAGGUCAUGAACCUGAUUGGCGACGUGAAGGACAAGGUGGCCGUCCUCGUGGACGACAUGAUCGACACCGCCGGGACGAUAACAAAUGCGGCAAAGGUGCUGCAUGCAGAGGGGGCCAGGGAGGUGUAUGCAUGCGCCACGCAUGCGGUGUUCUCACCGCCAGCUGUCGAGCGCCUCAGUUCAGGGGUGUUCCAGGAAGUGAUUGUCACAAACACCAUUCCAGUGCCCCAAGAGAAAUCCUUCCCUGAGCUCACUGUGCUUUCGGUGGCCAACUUGUUAGGGGAGACCAUCUGGCGCGUGUACAACUCUUCUUCAGUGCAGUCGUUGUUUUGA
This is a messenger RNA of Coccomyxa subellipsoidea C-169, 954 nucleotides long. Its product is annotated as phosphoribosyl pyrophosphate synthetase II. Gene Ontology annotation, biological process: 5-phosphoribose 1-diphosphate biosynthetic process; purine nucleotide biosynthetic process. Bases 1 to 954 code for a protein of 317 amino acids. Gene Ontology annotation, cellular component: ribose phosphate diphosphokinase complex; cytoplasm. The record is from RefSeq and is a predicted model, not a curated record. Gene Ontology annotation, molecular function: ribose phosphate diphosphokinase activity; magnesium ion binding. The transcript is spliced from 6 exons. NCBI's taxonomy places the organism in Eukaryota, Viridiplantae, Chlorophyta, Trebouxiophyceae, Coccomyxaceae.